This is a messenger RNA of Rhineura floridana, 2788 nucleotides long. It is a transcript of the gene IFFO1, whose product is annotated as intermediate filament family orphan 1. The transcript is spliced from 9 exons. Lineage: Eukaryota; Metazoa; Chordata; Lepidosauria; Squamata; Rhineuridae. Bases 313 to 2151 code for a protein of 612 amino acids. The record is from RefSeq and is a predicted model, not a curated record.
CGUCAGGAAGAAGGGCGAGCACCGCGUCACUUCGUUUCGCAAAACCCGGGUUGGUUCGGAGCCUGCUUUCCUGUACUUUGGCACCGUCGGGGGCGGCGGCGCAACCAGAUCAGACCAGAGCAGCUCAGCUAGACGGCUGUGCGUCCUCACCGCCCCCCCCGGGACGUGCGGCGCGCAUCCAUCCACCCGUCGGCAGGACCCCCUACCGUUCCCGGCCGCCCUGCGGAGCAUCCCUCCCUUGCGCCAGCCUGCCCAGGCACCUCCCCUCUGCAGCUGCGGGAGGAGGCCAGUAGGCUGGAGCCCGCCCCUUCUAUGCCAGCCGGGCCGGAGCCUCCAGCUGUGAUUGGCUCUGCCGGAAGCGUCUCCCCUCCCACCGGCCGCUUCCCCCUGCCCCGUCGCAGCCCCUGGACGGCAGCUGCAGCCAUGAACCCGUUAUUCGGCCCCAACCUCUUCCUCCUGCAGCAGGAGCAGCAGGGCUUGGCCGCCGCGGAUCUCGAGAAGCAACAGCACCUCCCGGCUCUUCUCUUUCUGCCCGGCGAGCCCCAGGGGGGGGAUUCCUUCGACGGGAAGCUGGCCCCACCGGCUUCCCUUGCCGCCGGGUCUCCCUUCCCGGCCCCGCCGGCCGCCAUGGCCCUCCGCAACGACCUGGGCUCCAACAUCAACGUGCUGAAGACCCUCAACCUCCGCUUCCGAUGUUUCCUGGCCAAGGUGCACGAGUUGGAGCGCCGCAACCGGCAGCUGGAAAAGCAGCUGCAGCAGGCCCUGGAAGAAGGAGGAGCCCGCCGGGGCAGCUUGCAGCGUCGAGAUCAAGCAGUCCAGACGGGCUUCAUCGGCCCUAUCCGCCCGCUGGGGCUCGCGCUGGCCGGCAGUAUCAGCAGUACCCGGUCUGUGGGGCUGGGCGCCCCGUCGAGGGUGCUGAGCUCCCCGAGCUGCCACCACCCUGGGGCUCCGCUCACCCCCACCUCCUCCCAGUCUCCGUCCUUGUCCAGCAGCGCUUUCUCGUCCUCUUCUCGCUUCCUGCCAGGCACCAUCUGGUCCUUCUCGCAGGCUCGCCGCCUGGGGCCCGGCCUAGAGACCACCCUGGUGCAGGGGCCCGGUGUCUCCUGGGUCCACCCUGACGGGGUUGGGGUGCAGAUAGACACCAUCACCCCAGAGAUCCGGGCUCUCUACAACGUCCUGGCCAAGGUGAAGAGAGAACGGGAUGACUACAAGCGCAGGUGGGAAGAGGAGUAUACGUUGCGAGUUCAGCUGCAAGACCGAGUGACAGAGCUGCAUGAGGAGGCCCAAGAGGCAGAAGCAUGUCAGGAAGAGCUAGCUAUGAAGGUUGAGCAGCUUAAAGCAGAGCUGGUCGUUUUCAAGGGGCUGAUGAGUAAUAAUCUUACCGAGCUAGAUACCAAAAUCCAAGAGAAAGCCAUGAAAGUGGAUAUGGACAUCUGUCGGCGUAUAGAUAUCACGGCUAAACUGUGUGACGUAGCCCAGCAGCGCAACUGUGAGGACAUGAUCAAAAUGUUUCAGUCUCUGCACUUGUCUCCCAUUAAGGUCCCAGCCUCGAUGGGGCGGAAGCGGGAGCGAAAGCUGGUCAGCGAUGAAGACACUUCCCUGUCUGAGAGUGAGCCUUCCAAAAAACCUGAAGAGGAGGAAGAGGACGAGACCACAGCCAUGAGCAUAAAUGAGGAGAUGCAAAGGAUGUUGAACCAGCUGAGGGAGUAUGAUUUUGAAGAUGACUGUGACAGCCUCACCUGGGAGGAGACGGAAGAAACGUUGCUGCUGUGGGAGGAUUUCUCUGGCUAUGCUAUUGCUGCUGCGGAAGCUCAAGGGGAGCAGGCGGACGACAGUUUGGAGAAAGUGAUCAAGGACACAGAGUCGCUCUUCAAAAGCAGGGAGAAGGAAUAUCAGGAAACCAUCGGCCAAAUUGAGUUGGAGUUGGCAACAGCCAAGAAUGACAUGAACCGGCACCUUCACGAGUACAUGGAGAUGUGUAGCAUGAAGCGUGGGCUGGACGUGCAGAUGGAGACUUGUCGCCGGCUCAUCACCCAGUCUGGAGACAGAAAAUCUCCUGCUUUCACUCCAGUAUCGAACAGUGAAUCGGCCCCAAGCGAGGAAACGGAGGAGUCCGAUCAUGACCUCCCAAGUGAUGCCUCCAUCAGAUAAUGAGGGAGGCUCUGCCCCUCUCUCUCUCUCCUGGCCCAGGAGUGUGAGCGUGUGGAGGAGGUCUCCUAACUAUGGCUGUGAGGGAUGGAAGGGAGCCAGGAGCCACUCUUUAGAAUUCUCUCCGCACUUCAGAGGUGGAGAUGUGGGGGGGGUCUGCCUCCCAGCUCCUUUCCUCUGAUCACCUCCUCUCUCUUUUCUCCCCCUCCCUGUACUUUUGUGGGCUUUAGUGGGGAGGCUCCCACCUUAUUGUUGCUGCUCUUCUUCCUGGGGUCGCCCUCAUGAAGCCCCCUCCACCUUGCUGCCACCUCCUUGUAUAUGUGACUGUUUUCCCACCAUGCUACACACAAGCAGAACUGGAUCUGUUUCUCUCUGCAAAACUUGAACCUUCUCUUGGUGUCAAGAGGCUAAAAGGCUGAACCCUGUUCUGCGAGCAGGCACCACUUUCGUUUUCUCUAGGCCACAUUGUACACAGUAGCAAGAACCUCUCCUCCUGGGGACGAAGAAUGAGCCGUGGCCUCCUUCACCCCUGCUCCACCCUUGCAUUUUGCUUGGUUGUGUAGCUGUGGCAAAAAAGUCGUAUGUGAUGUGAAAUGUCUGGAAACAAGGAACAUUAAAUGGAUUAACUUCCUUUUCUAUG